Messenger RNA from Neltuma alba, 1183 nucleotides. Its product is annotated as cytochrome b561 domain-containing protein At4g18260-like. Gene Ontology annotation, molecular function: transmembrane monodehydroascorbate reductase activity; heme binding. The transcript has 4 exons. Bases 94 to 891 code for a protein of 265 amino acids. The record is from RefSeq and is a predicted model, not a curated record. Lineage: Eukaryota; Viridiplantae; Streptophyta; Magnoliopsida; Fabales; Fabaceae.
AUCUUUAACUUGAAGCGCACACAUAGAAGAGGAGUACUGUGAUUAUUAGUGGGGCUUGUGCUGCUGUUCUUAUUUGUUCUGAGGCAUUGAAGAAUGCAUAUUUCUUGGAGGCAAGUCUGCAUUUUUAUCCUUUCAUGUUAUGUUUCUGCUCUUCCUUUCACUGAGUGUUCAUUCCUUAAGGAGGUGAGUCAGUCUGGCAGUCACAAGAGCUCAAAUCACAAAAUCAACAAGAUCAAUUCUCAUGAGACAUCUGACAUAGCACUUCAUGGAUUGCUACUGUGGGCUUCGAUGGGAUUCUCAAUGCCAUUAGGGAUACUUGCUAUCAGAGUGUCAAGUAGAGAGGGAAAUGGAUCAACAAAGAGUAGGGUCCUCUUUUAUCUCCAUGUUGCAUUUCAGAUGCUCUCAGCGCUUCUUGCUACAGCUGGAGCUGUCAUGUCCCUGAAAAACUUUGAGAAUUCAUUUGAUAACAACCAUCAAAGAAUAGGCCUUGCACUUUAUGGUGCUAUAUUGGUUCAAGCUUUGAUAGGAUUUUUCAGGCCUCACAGGCAAAGGAAAGAGAGGACUUAUUGGUACUUUGUUCACUGGAUAUUAGGGACAAUAAUCUCAUUUGUGGCGAUCAUCAACAUUUACACAGGUCUCAAAGCCUACCAUGAGAGAACCUCAAAAAGCAUAACGCUUUGGACUAUCCUCUUCACAGCACAAGUCUCUUGCGUUGCAUUGAUUUACCUCUUACAAGACAAAAUGGAGUACAUAAAAAAGCAAAGGGUGAUUCCAGGCACAGAGUCAACUGCGCCUUCUGCUCAAGACAUUCCUCAUCUGCAGAACCAGAAUGAGUUAUUACCAGUGGCGUGUGGGAAGAAAAAUGCACUUAGCAACUUGUUUGACCAAUAAAGGUUUUUUUUUUUUUUUAAACUGUCCAUUUGUCUAUAGUUUCUUUUAACUAUGGGGAUUGGCUCACCUUCACAAUAUUUUUUUGGGGUCUGCACUUUGUGCAAGUGGAAGGUAGUGGUUUUAUGAAGAGCAUUCUUUAAAAAGUAAACUUUAUUUGCGCAAGUUGCCACGUUUUCUUCUUCUUUUUCCUCUCCUUUUUGUUAUGGACAUUCCCUUUAUAUGUAAAUUGGAAUUUUCUAUGUGAUAGUGGCAGUGUGGAUAUGAACUGAAGAAUUGAUUGAUGAUUGUGCGA